Messenger RNA from Moneuplotes crassus, 925 nucleotides. The record is from the annotation of a GenBank genome assembly. Lineage: Eukaryota; Ciliophora; Spirotrichea; Euplotida; Euplotidae.
AUAAUUAAUAAUUUGGACUGAAAUGGCCGAAAGAAUAUACAUGGACAACCAAGCCAGUAAGCACAUCGACGCUUACCUCGAGUAUGUCAACAUUGUCGGAGAGGCAGACGGAGGAAAGAUGAUGAGUGAGAAAGAAUAUGAAGAGUUCAAAGAAAAGAUUAGAGAAUCAAGGAAAUAACAAACUCUAUGUAUCAUUCAGAAACAUUAAUGGAAAAGAUUGCAAGAUGAUAGGCCAGAGUUCCACCUGAUUUUGUGGUCAUAGGUAUAAAUCGCAUCACUUUGAUAACGUAAAGACCAGAAAAGUAAAUUGCAGAAGCUGUGUUUGAAAGCUAUUUUCGUAUGUUCCAGUUUACGGAUCUGCUGAUUUGAAGUGACUUUGAAAACAUUCAUACAAAGAUCAUGACCCUAAAACAAGAAAGUGCACUAGAAGAAACUGUAAAUGAAUGCCAACAUUCUCAUCCAAACACCCAUGCAGUUGAGGGUUAACCUUUAAUGACCAUGAGACUGUCUUUGAGAGUAGGGAGGAAAGAAAAACAGAAGGAAGAGAAGUCGAUCCCAAAUGGAUGCAGGAUAACAACAUGAUAGGAGGAACAGGAGGUCUUAAUUCCUUCACUGGGCUUCUAGAAGCUGGAGAAGUUGAUCAGUUCAGAGACCCAGCUUCAAUAAUGAGCAAUGUCCAGGAUUCUAUUGGAGGAUAUGCUGCAUUACAAGCUAUUGAAGGAGAAGAAGCUAAAGGAUCAGAUGGAUAUGGAACAGGAGCUAUUGCAAAAACAACUAGUUCCAAAAAAGGAAAGAGUGCUUAUGAGUUGUUUUGUACUCCACAUAACUAUGGAACUAAAAUGAAAGCUAUUGGAGGUAUUCCUAAAGCCUCUAAAAAGGUUUCUUCAUACAAGUACAGAUAAUUUCAACAAUGCUGUAGGUAAAA